Orussus abietinus is the source of this 1200-nucleotide messenger RNA. Its product is annotated as enoyl-[acyl-carrier-protein] reductase, mitochondrial. Lineage: Eukaryota; Metazoa; Arthropoda; Insecta; Hymenoptera; Orussidae. The record is from RefSeq and is a predicted model, not a curated record. Gene Ontology annotation, molecular function: trans-2-enoyl-CoA reductase (NADPH) activity. The transcript has 5 exons. Bases 1 to 1116 code for a protein of 371 amino acids. Gene Ontology annotation, biological process: fatty acid metabolic process. Gene Ontology annotation, cellular component: mitochondrion.
AUGGUUGUACAAAUUGUUAAGGUUAUGUUUCCUUUGUCACGCUUGCACGUCACGAAAAGUUUCCCUCUUAUGCGGUUUAUGAGUUCAUUGUCUAGUGACAGUUCUGUGAGAAGUCUUUUAUACAAGGAAUAUGGUGAGCCUGUGGAAGUACUUCAAUUCGGAGAUUCGGCUUUGGGAAAGCUGGAAGGAAAUCAGGUGCUGGUGAAGUGGUUGUUGUCACCUGUCAAUCCAGCUGACAUUAAUACGAUCCAAGGGAAGUAUCCGAGCAAGCCGCCGCUACCAGCCGUGCCGGGUAACGAAGGAGUCGGAGAGGUCGUUGCAGUUGGAACAAAUGUGCAAAACUUUAGCAUUGGAGAUCGAGUUCUUCCCAAUGGAAAUAAUCUGGGAACGUGGAGGACAAAGGGUAAUUACAAGGCCGAAGAUCUUCUAAAGGUGCCAAGCGAUAUAGACCCAUUGGCUGCGAGCGUGCUGAAGGUGAAUCCAUGCACUGCGUACCGAAUGUUACGGGAUUUUGUGCAGCUGAAGCCAGGUGAUACGGUUAUUCAGAAUGGGGGAAAUUCUGCUGUUGGCCAAAUAGUCAUACAGCUCUGUAGAAUCUGGGAUUAUAAAACCGUUAGUGUGGUCAGGGAUCGGCCAGAUAUAUUAAAGUUAAAGGAGCAACUGAAAGAGUUGGGAGCAAAUGAAGUUCUGACAGAAGAUGAAGCUCGCAAGACUGAUUUAUUUAAAAGUAAAAAAUUAGCUGUUCCAAAAUUGGCUCUAAAUUGUGUUAGUGGUCAGAAUGCCCUUGAAGUAUCUAGACAGCUUGCCAAUGGUGGCGUCAUGGUGACGUAUGGAGGCAUGUCCAGGGAGCCAGUAACUGUGCCAACAGCGUCUUUGAUUUUCAAGGACUUGACGUUCAAAGGAUUUUGGAUGUCAGCCUGGUAUAAAAAGCAUUAUGGUUCUAAAGAACAGAUCGAUAUGAUCAAUGAAAUAGCUCAGCUCUUCAAGGAGAAGAAACUGGUGGUUCCGCCACAUAAGCUCGUACCCUUAAACAACUAUCGAGAGGCUAUUGUAAACACUCUGAAUGCUGGCGGGAAGACUGGCUUAAAAUACAUCUUAGACAUGACGAACGUUUAAGAUUUGAUCAUCUUUGCAAGCUGCAUUUUGGAAGGGGAAAAUGAUAUUACGAAUUUAAAAUACAUUUAUUAAUACUUGUGCUGA